This is a messenger RNA of Oryzias latipes (Japanese medaka), 2882 nucleotides long. RefSeq names its product glyceronephosphate O-acyltransferase 2 (gene gnpat2). The record is from RefSeq and is a predicted model, not a curated record. Gene Ontology annotation, molecular function: glycerone-phosphate O-acyltransferase activity; glycerol-3-phosphate O-acyltransferase activity. Lineage: Eukaryota; Metazoa; Chordata; Actinopteri; Beloniformes; Adrianichthyidae. Gene Ontology annotation, biological process: ether lipid biosynthetic process; fatty acid metabolic process; triglyceride biosynthetic process. Gene Ontology annotation, cellular component: peroxisomal membrane; mitochondrial membrane.
GGAGCGAGCUGAUUGGUCUGGCGUGCUGGAUCCUGCGUAGAGGUCCAACGCGACAAGGAAAGGAAUAAAAGCGAAAGUUGGAGAAGAUUGGCAACAAAGUUUGAAAGGAUCUCGUAAACAAUGACUAAUAUGCAUAGAGAUUUCACCAAAGUCGGGCUUAACGAUGAUGAAGAGGAGCUACUGGAUAUCCUGGAGGAGAGAAGGCGCAGCAGUGAUCUCAGCUUUGCCUUCAGGACCUUCAGCCCCCAGCCGUACAAAGCAGCCCCGCCUUGCUCCACCGUGGAGCUCAAUCGAGUUGUGUCGGAGUCCCAGUUUCUGCGCUAUGUGACCAAAGAAGUUGCCGUGGAGAAGCAAUUAUCUGUGGAAGAAGUGCAGCAAGAGGCUCGGGGCAUUUUGGGGGAAAUGUCUCAGAACCUGCAGCUGGGGUUUAUCAGGCUGAUGGCUUACAUCUUUAACAAAGUGUUUAAGAGACUCUACAGCGCCAUCUUUGUCAACAUGGAGGGACUCAACAGGCUUCAUCACGCGACUCAGGAGAAUCCUGUGAUCCUGAUGCCCAAUCACAGAAGCUACAUGGACUUCUUGGUUAUCUCCUACAUCUUAUUCAUCCAUGACAUCCCCAUCCCUGUUAUCGCUGCAGGAAUCCCUCUUGCAGGGAUGAAGAUUGUAGGAGAGAUUCUGCGACGUUCAGGGGCGUUCUUUAUCCGACGUGCCAUCGGCUCUGACAAACUCUACUGGGCGGUGCUGUCGGAAUAUGUCAGAACCCUUGUCAGGAAAGGAUUUGCUCCUCUAGAGUUUUUCGUAGAAGGUUUCAGAAGUCGCACACUGAAGUCUCUUUCACCAAAGCUUGGGAUGAUGCACAUGGUGCUGGAGCCCUUCUUUAAAGGAGAGGUGUUUGACAUCACAUUACUGCCCAUCAGUAUUAGCUAUGACCGCGUGUUGGAAGAGUCGCUGCUGGCACACGAGUUACUGGGUGUCCCCAAGCCCAAGGAAAGCACCAUGGGUUUGCUGAAGGCCAGCAGAGUUCUCAGUGAGAAAUACGGCAGCAUGCAUGUCAACUUUGGCCGUCCUCUGUCUGUGCGGCAGCUCUGUGAGGGGAGGAUAAAUCGCUACCAGUACAACCUCACACCAAGAGAUCUCCCAGAAAAGUCCACCGCAGAAGCCCAGGCCUGUGCGAGCUGGCUAGCCCAUCUGGUGGUUCGGAAACAGGAAGAGGGCUCUCAAAUCAGCCCCUGGUCUCUGAUGUGUGGCCUGUUGCUGCAGGUUCCCACUCGAGUUCUGACAGAAGAGGGUUUGCCGUGGCAUCAGCUUACAGAAAAGACACUCUGGCUCAGGAAGCUGGCGCUGGACUUUGGGGCUCGACUCAACUGGCCUGAUGGAGUCCCGGACUCAGAUGUGAUGUCAUCCAGCGCCGAGCUCCAUCGCAGCAUUGUUCAGCGUAAAGCGGGCUGCGUCUUCCUGGUUCAGGAGGACGAGCCCAGCAGGAAAUAUCCAGGCAGCCCAGAGGAAGGCAUGAUGCGGACGGCCGCUGCAGCGCUGAUGCUGGCGUCCUAUAGGAAUCAAUGCUUGCAUGUGUUUGUGCGUCCAGCACUGGUUGCUACGGCGAUACACAUUACCAAAUGCACACAAAGAGAUGAGCUCUUCGCCUUCUUCUCCUUCCUGCAGGAUGUUUUUUCCCAUGAAUUCAUCUUCAUCCCUGGCGAGUCGUUACAGGACUUUGAGGAAGCCUGCAGUCUCUUGAAGAAAUGUGGCGCAGUCCACAUCAGCCAACAGGAAGUGACUGUUGCACAGGGAGGGAUGGAGGUGCUGUCUUUUCUGCAGGAGCUGCUUAAACCUUUCAUCGACUCUUACCAGCUGGUGUUCGGGUACCUGUGCGAGGCUGAGAGUGUUAUCCUCAAAGAAAAAGAGUUUCUUCCUGCUGUGAGAGGCCUGGCUGCAAAACUCCUCCUCUCAGCUGAGCUCCACACGUAUGAAGCCCUUUCGUCAGACUUACAGAAGAAUGUUUUAUCUGCUUUGCGGAGGCUGGAGGCUUUGACCAAGUUAUCAUCGUCCGUGAGCAAUGAAUUCAAAGUGAACAAAUCAGCAGUGAAAAGAAUUACUGACAUGCUCUCCGGGAAAAUCCCUCCAUGGAAUACUCAGGCUUUACCAGACGCAAGACUUUAGUCUAAUUUGGAACAAAUCCGCCGUCGGCGUGAGCGUACGGCCACCUCUUCAUCCAUUCAUCUCCUCACUCUGUUGUCGCUGCAUGCCAUGCUGCACUCUGCAGAACAAGUACUGUGUUGUAAGGUUCAGAGGUCAGGAUAAAUCUGACUACCACUCGCUUCUCAGCCAUCACAAUUUUAACAGAACUUAAGUGGGAAAUAUAAAAUUCGAGCACGCAUCUGGCUGUUCAGGGGUUCGAAUCCCAAACUUGACCGUCAUCUAACCCCAUAUUUCCUUAAAUUGUAAAAUCCUUGCGGCUUGUGGCUUUGGAUAAAAGCAUCUGUGAAAAAUGUAGUGUUGCCAAAUCAGUUCAUUUUGUCAUUCAAAUAGGAAUAAACGGAAAAAAGUUGUAUGAUCCUUUUAAGAUGUGAAACCAGUAAGAAAAUAAAAACAAAAUACAGAUGAGAUAAAUAAAAAUGUUUGGGGGAAAAAGCUGGCUUCAUAAAAAAGUUAAAUUUAAAUGUAACAAAUACUUUUUUUAUGGCAAACUACUUGAUAUUUAAUUUCAUCUGAAAAUGCUUGUCUUCUACUUGAAGACAUUUGUUUACAUACUAAUUUCCAAAAUAAAAGUAUGUUUUAAUCAAUUGGACUUGAAAAAAAUUAGAAAUGUAUUAAUUUUAGCAUCUUGAUAAAUAAUCACAAUAAUCUGUAUCAUUUGUUAAAUAAAAAACCUUUCAAUUUUU